This is a messenger RNA of Staurois parvus, 384 nucleotides long. Lineage: Eukaryota; Metazoa; Chordata; Amphibia; Anura; Ranidae. The record is from the annotation of a GenBank genome assembly.
AUAAUCGUUGGGGAGACUGUAGUCUUUUGCCUACAGGUAGCAACAAGAGACUUUGAGAACCAGGAAAAAACUCUUUUAACUGGAGACUGUUGCUAUAUUAAUCCACUAGUGAGGAGAACCGUCAGAUUUCUGGGGAUUUAUACUUUUGGAUUAUUUGCUACAGACAUAUUUGUAAAUGCUGGACAAGUUGUGACAGGAAACUUGGCUCCACAUUUUCUUACAAUUUGCAAACCGAACUACACAGCACUUGGUUGCAACCAACUUACACAGUUUAUCACUGAUGCCAACGCUUGUACUGGAAAUCCAGACCUUGUUAUCAAAGCAAGGAGAACAUUUCCAUCCAAAGAAGCAGCUCUCAGUGUAUAUGGAGCAAUGUACUUGGCU